Molecule: messenger RNA, 2877 nt
Organism: Sugiyamaella lignohabitans
Lineage: Eukaryota; Fungi; Ascomycota; Dipodascomycetes; Dipodascales; Trichomonascaceae
Gene: SSK2
Product: mitogen-activated protein kinase kinase kinase SSK2
Exons: 1
Coding region: 1-2877 (958 amino acids)
Source: RefSeq, a predicted model, not a curated record
AUGUCUAAAGAAAAGAAGUUCGCGACUCCGCCGCUUAAAAUUGAUCUGUCUUCUGCGCGGGCAGCAGUUCCAAUCAAUCAAGGGUUCCGUUCGACAACUCCUACUAUACAUUCGCCAUUUUUACUGUCUCCAGGUUCUCAGAGCCUGCCUUCUUCAACAUCAUCAUCUUCCACUUCUUUACAUGCGUUAGCAGGUGGUUCUUUUCUUGGUACUAGUCAUGGUGCUAAUCAUGGGUAUAACAACAAUGUUAAUGGUACUAGUACAGGUAAUAACACGGGUAGUAAUACGGGUAAUGGAAAUGGCACCGGUAAUGGCAAUAGCUCUAUUGCCAGUAUCGGUCACAGCAACGGUAUCAGUGGACCAUCCUCGCCAGGUGGUGUUUCUCACGGGUCUGUAGGUCCAGGAAAUAGUAAUGGGUCGACGGGCUUGUCAAGACACCGAUCAAUAGGCUCGAUUCCAACGACUCAUAGGUCUAGAAGAGACUCUGGAAAGUCACUUGGUGCUAGUGGUAGCAUGCAUACUGGUUUGACUGCUCCCGCUCGAGUAUCACCACGCCAAUCUCCACGAUCUUCACCUCGUUCUUCACCACGACCUCGCGACGGAACUGGAAAAGAAGAAGAUGGUGGCUCAUAUUUCACUUUGUCGCGACCAGGAACAGCCAGCAGCCCUGUUAAUAUACCAGGUACAUCAUCCUCAUCAAAUUCCAAAAUGUCGUUAUCUAGUCAGACAAGUUAUUCAGGUAGCUCGUUCGAUUUUGACGGUCAAGUGCAAAGAGUAAACUCAUCAUUGAGGAAAUACGAUGCUGCGACUGCUGGUAGCCCAACCGGUACACAACCAAUCAAUGCGUCUUCACCAUCGAUGCAAUCAAAUAAUAAUGCGUUGCUGUCGCCAACAGUCUCACCUCGGCCACAUUCUCCCAUUCGUGCCCUGUCGAAUUCAUAUGCACCAGCAAGAGGACCAUCCCAUCAGAAUGUGUCAUCAGUAAAGACGAAAGGUAAAGCACCACAAUCGCCAAUACAAGACGAUUCACUAACAAGCAACAAAUCCAAUAACUCGCCAAAGCAGCAACAGCAACAACAACAACAACAGUCUAAUUCAUUCCAUCAUAGGUCGACAGCUCACGCAUCAGGGGCUACUACAGCAGCUGCUGCUGUGACUGCUGCUGCUAAUAGCGAUGAGUCGCCCAUUUUCGCCAAACGAAAAGAUGCUCAUCUUUCAUAUCUCGCUCAAGAACCGGUUUAUAUUCAUAAAAUGACCAAUGCUGCCGGGGAUGAUUACGUCAAGGGCCUAAUAGGUGAUAAUACCAAUUACGAAUAUCUGAGUGAUGACGAUGAUACAGAUUCCAUAACGGAAGUUCAGCCAGAAGUUAUUGGCUUUGGUGGUGUGGGAACCAGUUUCGAUGACGAAUAUACCGAACUUGGAUCGUCGUAUCCGUUCCUUGAAACGACUUAUAACAGUAAUGGCCCAUCUACUUCAAGUGCCACAAAUAAUGAACCAGCAGGAAGCAACAGCCAUAAGGAUCGUGACAAGGCAACUGCAUCGAUUGAGUCUGAUGGUAGCACUCCUGAGAGAUGGAGAGAGCGUUUGGAAUGGCAGGCAAUGCUGGCAUCUGUAUUAACCGGUGAGGUAUUCCGAGCAGAGAAAAGACGUAUUAAGCAGCCUAAAAAAUCUGGAAAUGGCAUUGAUGAAGAAGAAAUGUGGUUGGCACUCCGAGCCAAAGUGUCAGGUAGAACUAUGAACGAACAAAAAAGGGUUCUUGAAUAUUCCCGAUCAACUGUAACGGAUGCUUUAGAAAGAGUGCAAAAUUUCAAGAUCGAGAAUCCAGCAAAUAUAACCGCUGAAGACGCUCUGAAACAACUGAAUCCUGUAUUACAACUACUGUACCGAUGCGAAAGUUUGUAUCGAACAUUAGCAGUGUUGAAAGGUGAGAAUGCUAUAUAUGGUAAUGCUGAUUUCCAAACAAAAGUAGACUGUCUAUUGUCGUGGAAAUCCAUUACAGAGGCAAUCAAUCAGGAGUUGGAAUUGUUAAGGAAAUGGACUGGAAAUUACGAUAUUGACCCUUCUCGAGUACCCGAAAAGUCGUCACCCAGUGAAGAAGGCAGCAGGCUGUCGAUGAUUCAGGAAGAAAAGCAAACCCUUGUGGAAAGUAUUCUUAAACAAGACAACUUGUCGAAUAUAUUUGACCGCAGAAUCAGUAACCGAUUAGGACCACUAAUAGAAAAGGCAAGAGAAGCAACUAUCAAGUAUUCGGAUAUGUUUCUCGAACUUGGAUUGCCUUUAUUUAACAAUUCACUUUUGCAUGUCAUGGUGUUUCCAAUCACACUUAUUCGGGAGAUUAUUCAGAUGCGUUUAACAUACGCAAGAAGGUUGGUCAAUCCUACUCUUAUGAUUGUUGACCAAAUGAUCCUUGAUUUCCAAUCUAUCAUAUCACAUGCGCUAGUUGUUAUGGAUCGUAAUCUGCAGUACACGUCUCCUAUCCUUGACAAAGGUUGGAUUUUUCCUACCCAGAUUGAUGAGAGUUUCAAUUCGACGCUCCUAGAUAGUGUCAACUUUUACCUCGAUCUAUUGAACAAAAAAUUUCUUGAUGGCGGUAGGUCAUCAAAGUCUCUUUUCCGAGCAUAUAAAGAGACAGAGCAGCUCGAACAGCACUACACUUUCUUGCUAGGUGUAGGUAGGUUAGUCGAGGGUGGUGAUCUUGCAGUUGCCGAGCUAAUUACAUCACUUGAAAGCAAGAUUCUCACCCGUCUAUUGACGUACUGGGAACAUCAGAUGAAAGGACCUCAAUCAUGGGCUCCAACCGAGAUAGAGCGAUGGUUUACCACCACCAUGGAGAUUAUUAGGAGUUUUCAACGAAAGCUUUUACGAUUUCACAAGUAA